GGAUGUUUGCUCGUGGGUCUUCCCGACGGGCACACGCACCAGGUUAACGCGCGGCCACCGCAGACCUUGCGGCUCCGCACGCGGCACAGCGGCGCGCCCGGACGGCUGUCCCCCGCCGGCGGGGGGGCGUCGGUCCCCAUCGCCAGGCCCACCCCUGCGCCCCCCCGGCUCCGCCGCUCGGCGGCAGCUCCGGCCCCUCCUCAUCCCGCCCCGGGCCGGCCAGUCGGGCAGCGGCUGCAGCGCCGGCCGCCGCGCCCCGCCAUGGGCUGCUCCAGCAGCGCCCGCAGCCGCGCCCCGGAGCCGCCCCCCGGAGCCGCCGCGGCCGCCGGGCCGCCGCCGCGGGGAUCAUCAGGUGAAAACACCCCGACUGCAGACGAUCAUGAAACCAUAGCUGACCAAACACAGUUGGACCCAGUGGAGCAUGUGAGUCUUGCCUCUGAAGAGACAAACCCAGGCGAGCAUCUGCCGGGAGAGGAGGCUGGAUCUGUGAUUCUGGCCGUAGAGGGGAAGAUUGAUUCAGUCAGUAAAAGGGAGGAGCCGGAGGGCACUGAGCCCCUGCCUGCAGAAGCGGAGGAGAGCUCUGAGCUGCCAUCUGCGUGGCAAGAGGAGAGCGAUGGUUCUUCACCUCCAGCACCAAGAGAAGACACUGGGGCACCAGCACCGGCAGAGGCCAGUGGGCUGGCAGAGGGCAGUGACAGCUCCAUAGGGGAAAUCAUCGAGAAAGUACAUAUUACUGAAGAGGACCACCUCGCUGAGGGUGAGACGGGAGAACAGGUGGAAACUGAGCUGCUCACUGAGAUAGUAAGUGGAGGGCCUGAAACAAAAGAAGAAACAGGAGCAGCUGUGAAUAGCACAGAAUCGACAGAGAUAGAGACAGCUAAUAACAAGGAAUAGAAGUUGUAUCUCUACGAACACCCUCUUCGCGGGCCUUCUCUUCUGUCCACAUGAAUAUUUUUAAAUUUUAUUGGACUGGGAAAAUAGAAACGCUUUUAUGGAUUGAGCCACAAGCUACAGACAUGAAUGGGAGGCACCAGGAAAAGUUUUAUACAUAUUUUUUGGAGUCAAGCUGCCAAGGCUUCAAGUGUUUGAAAUACAUGAACUUUCACCUCCCUGCCAGAGUGCCUUCUGUACACGGCUAGCACAGUGGGAUAGCUUUCCAGUGGCUGUAUAACCAUUCAGUUUUCAAUUAGGACUUUUCCCAGGUUCAGAUAACUAACUCAAACCUUUGAAAUCUCCAACCAGCAUUACACAGGAUAAAAAUACAGUGUAGCUUUUUUCUUUUCUUUCUUUUUCUUUUUUUUUAAUGGUAGUAUGCAGGUAAUUUCUCUGAGUGCCUGGACCACCAGUGUAUGGACCUAUUGAAGUGUAUAGCACGUAGAGGACUGGAAGAUGGAAGUGCCCAUUUACCGAGCUGUAACUAACUGCAGAGGUUAGUUUUCCAGAAAAUGUAAGAUAUACAGGGUACAGUGUCCAGGACCCAAGUGGGUGUCUGCUGCUCACUCUCCAUUUUUAAACAUAAAUGUAUUUAAAGGCUAGAAGUUCAAUAUAUAUGAUGACUUCUGCAAAAACAGGGAGAAGAGGGCAUUUUAAAAUGUAAGUAGGAUGUUUUAGUCUUAUAAAUUCUAGCACACAAAAUAUAAAGAGAACUUCACAGCUGUUAACAACGACAGUGAUUAAUAACCUGUCUUUAGCUGUGCAGCUUCUCAUACGCAUUUGUGUCUUCUAAACUAGAUCUCUAACCAGAGACACAUAUAAGCCUGUUCCCAAAGGAGAGGUCAUCUAUUAUAUUUCCCUGGAGUGCUGUCCUCCAGGAGAAGUAUGCUGUCAGGGACUGUCUGGGUUAUUUUCCAAAAUGCUGAAUAAUCAUUUUGGAGGUGAAGCGGAAUGGGAAAGCUUUCCAACACUUCCUGUGAGAACGGGCCCUGAAUAUAAUUGGUGUGAUGAUCAGACAGAGAGUAGAAAUUUGUUCUGAUGGUAAAUGUUGCAAAGGGACUGUAUAUUAUAUAUUACUGGGGACCGUGUUUACAGGAUUCUCUGGCAUAAGGAAGUAGAACAUGGAGAAAAGGUCAGUUAUCUAAAAAGGGCAAGCAUGUGUUGCUGUUUUAUUAGCUUUAUUGUACAAAAGGACUCAAUUUUUACUGUCAUUAGCAAAUCAUACCAAUCCCCUCUAAGAGCUAGAUUUUGUGCCGCAUGUGCACAUCUGACUCCAGCUGAAUUUUGUUUGUAUUAAAUAAUCUAGUUGAUAUCCUUGGCCUAUCAGCCUUUUGUAUAAGCUGAUAUUCCUUGGCUGUAUUGCUAAACUGAAGGUUUUCUGCUUUUACAAACUUGUCAGCUUCAUUUCACAUCAAUUUUUUUAGACAACACCAUAAACUUUUAGAACCAAAAUGCAUACUUACUUCUUUUUUUUUUUUUUAGGGAUUUUUUGCUAGGUGGAUAUUGCAGAGUUUGGAUGUUGCGGAGUUUUUUAUUUAUUUUAACUUCUCUGUUGUAGAAGGCUAGUAAAAACAAGCAGCUAGUUCUAUGAAAAAGCUAUUGACAUGAAAGUGGGAAUUAAAAAUUCAAACAGAAGUAGUCAAACUUUUUGUCCACCUACCUAAACUGUUGCAUGACAAAAAGCCAUGAGAGACAUACCAUGCACUUUGGAGAGCUGAGGAGUGGGGGAAUGGUUACUGAGCAGGAUGAGGACUCCCUGGGGUGAUACAGGACUGGGCUGGGCAUACAUCCAUGGCCCAGGACACACCAAGAACUUCCACCUUCAGCUGCAUGUCAUGGCUGGUUUCCUCCUGCGAGCUGGGAAUUUGGUUCUGUCACCAGCACCUGUGCCAGCACAGCCCUGCUCCCAAACACAGGAGAUUAAAUCAGCGGGAGAGCCAUGCUGACUACUUGCAAGUUGUGUGUUAGAUCGUGAGUUGAAGUUUGACUAGUUAUAUUAAAUGUUUUAAAAGCAUAAAUAAACCAAGAGGAGUUUUGUGACAGAGGUCAGUAGCAUUAGCAGCAACAGAGGAGGCUGCAUUUGGAAAUAAAAUAUGAAGAUACAAGGGAAUCAAGAUAACCUGCUCACCUCAGUCACUCUUUUUACCGCUGUUUUUACAAGACAGAUGACAAUAUACGUUCUUACCUCACCAUUCAACUUUUUCAGGUCAUUAAGCAAUGCUAAUGGUAACAAGAGCAAUCUCAGCUAGUCAACGACUCAACAGUAUCAGCUCUUCUCAGUUACCAUCAGUCCUUACAUAUUCUGUAAUUACAACAACAGAUGAAAGGUAUUUUUCCUUUUCUUUCUAAAAGAUGAAAUAUGCUUGACGAGGAGUUAAACAUGGAAUGUUAAAACCUAAGAUCAAAACAUGGCUGCUAGAUGUACACUGAACUUCCUUACCUUCAGGAGCACACUGGGGUCUGGUGUGCAUGGUCUGUAAGCUACCAAAGCAUGCACUAUGCACAAAGAGCCAAAAUACAUGCAGUUAUUUGCCUCUGCAAACCCCAGACAUCACAGAGGUUGCCAAAGGCAGAAAUUGGUCUGUGGAUCAAAAAUGUUUCUCACAAUAGAAGCUGAGAGGAGGAUAUGCUCCAAUGUCUGUGUUUACAAGAUAUGCCUCCAGAGAUAUGGCAAUAUACCUUAGCUUUUUUUUUUUUCAACCCAUAAUCAAAAUACAAAACAAUCUCCAAAAAUGUUUAUCAAAAGCUAGACAAUCUUCAGCCCUUAACUUCAUCCAAGGUAGAAGUAAUCAUUUCAUGCCGCAGGGAGCGCUGGGCAGGCCACUUGAAGGAACAAACUUAAUUUCCAAGCUAACAAGAAAGUUCUGGUUGGAAUUUUGCUUCAAUUACCAAGAAACAGCCCUAGAAAAGGCUAAAUUUGCACCCUGUCAGCUCUGUGCAGACACACAUGCACACUGUGCUAGGAUCCCAGAAGAUAAUCAGCAAUCCAGCUGGCUAGUGUUGGCUCUUUCACUCAAUAAGAAACUGCUUUCAGGUAAAAGCUGCAGCAGGAGCAAGGUGCUUGUAGCAGGAGAUUAGGACAGUUUGAGUUUGGUUAUGUUCUUUAACAGAGGACAAAGUUUCAUUAAAACUAGGUACUGAACUUCAUUUUUGCACUGCUUAAUGUGUAGAUAAUGUAAUCAUUUGAAGAAGAAAGAAAACUACUAAAAGAAACACCUGGUAGAACAUGCAAAUUUAAGUAUUUCUUGACUUUCAUAGAAAUAGAGGGCCUGUUUUGUUGUUGUGGGGUUGGUUUUUUUUUUAUAUUACAUGUGAUUGAAACAAAUUUUAAAUGGUGCGACUGGGAUGCCACAAGCUGAAUUACAACUUCAUAUUUUGCAUGCUAGAAGCUCAGUCUAGCAGAUGAAUAAAAGUGAAGUUUAACUUACCUCUAGUUAAACCAGGACUUACUGUUUGUAUACUUGCUGAACUAAAACCUAAGAGAUAGCCAUGAGACUUGCUUUUUAUAUUGGAGAAUUAAAGGGCUUAGCCUUAUUGUUUUAAAGAACAGAAUCAAGUAAUAUAACUCUGCUUAAAAAAUAAAAGUUUUAAACAUCUUUAUGGAAGACUGAUUGUUUAUAUUGAGAACUGAUAUGUUUAAAGCUGUAAACAAGAGAGUUUAUUUCAGUUAUUCUAGUAUUUUUGACGCUUGUGUCUGGACAAUACAAUUUUGAGACUGUAUCUGGACAAUACAUAUUUAGACCUGAGCCAUUCAAGAAACUGUGAAGCUGGUCUCCAGCUAAAAGCUAAAGAAUCAUAGAGCUAAAAGUGGAUUUUAAUUCCUGACUUUUUGCAGAAUGGCGCCUACUUACUGAUAGAAACAAUUUAAAUGGUAGUAAUGUAUUUCAUCUUGUUAGCUGCAUCCAGCAUGCUUUUUUUUCUCCCCCAGGUGUUUCACUUAUCUUUCAGUCUCAGACUGUACCUUACUGCGGAUGGCAACGGUGUAUUCACACCCCUUUUUAGCAGUAAAGUCACCCGAGGGAGCUCUAUAAAAAAGUUGUAUCAGCAAACGGACAAGUCAGCGCACACACAGAAAAAAAAUACCAAACCCGCCAUCUAGUGUUAGGCGCAAAGUUGGCAAAGAGGCCGCACAGCACAAGUAAGGCAGGGGGAAAUAAUGCGGCGGUAGGAAGGGGUAUAGUCACAGCGAAUAUACAAGGCUGAGCUUAGCUCAUGUUCAACCCUAUUGACAUCUGCUGAGGGUGAACUUUAACUAAGUCUGCUACAAAUAAGUGAAAUAUAUUCCAACAAAGUAAUUAUACGUGAACAAAGCUGUAACUGAGAAACACGAAGAAACUAGGAACCUUCAAAUGUAACUCCAUUUAAUUACAUUAUUCUUAAUUAGUUGUAACUGACAAAGUGAAGCAACAUUUGAUCUGUGUUUCCUAGAAAGUUAUAUUCAUGUUAGUACUAGCUCCUUCCUAACAAGUCUGAUUAUGCUUUCUCUUCAGUGGGAUCGCUUCUUGAGUCAGAGCUGUAGAGAAUAAAAGACAUGAAUAUUAUAGCCAAAGAGAGAGAACAAAAGCAGAAGCCAAAACUAACAAAGUUUAUGUAUAAGAAGUUUCUAUGCAGGAAAGUCAGGUGCUUUUCAAAGGCUGUUGCUUGGAAGUUCAGUCUGAAAUACCAAAAGAAUUAUCAUGCUUCUAAUAAAAAUAUCAUCUCCAUUUUGUCAACAGAAAGCAAGAUAGUGCUGUAAAAAAAUCCAUACAUCUCUACAUACUUGCUGUGACAACUUCAUUAUGAAUCUUCUCUUCUGUAAAGAUAUAAUUUACAAGCUUAGUAAAAAGCAGGAGAAAUGGCCACUUCACAUCACAUCUAGAAGGGGUAAAAUCGGGCUGACUGUUCUCACAGCUUUCCAACUGCCCUUCUGGCGUAUGCUGAAGUGAUACCAGGAAUGCAUGAAAAAUACAAAAUAUAGUUACUGCAAUAGUGCAACUGAAAAGUAAUGAGAGCUGGAAAGCAUAGCUGACAAGCAGGAAGGUAAGAAACCACAAGUGGGACACUUAGAGUUUAUCUAAGGAUGGAGAUGAUUCACACCACGUGGCUGUGGUAUUGAACGCAGGGGGAUUUUCAGACAAGGCAGUAUCUGCACAUGCCAUGCAAAGGUGGGCAGCAACAGUGUUGCCAGAUUGGGUUUGUCUUGCAUGCUUACCAUAUGAAAAUCAUUAACUGAUUAGGAGUAUGAGACAUGAGCAUCAGUAGGCAUUAUACACAGAAGAAAAAUGAUACCCACAGGACAACUUCAGUUUGGAUUUCAGUUGUUAGACAGCUGAACCCACAGUACUGUGAAUUGACCUGCGGCAAACCAGCGCUAUGCCCUCUUCUUGCUAUACUGCUGCUUUUGUGGCUUACCAAAAUUGAGUGGGUUUGGUCACACAGGAUGGGAUUAGAAAUAGCUGCUGAAGCACCUCAGUCAUGGCACCCUGGCAUACAAACAGCAGCAGCCAGCCUCUGGGAUGAGCAGCCUACAGGAUUCCGUCUCACGGUACCUUUGAUAAACGUUUCUGCCACUGAAACAGUACAUUCUUCAAGCUGCUGCAUUUAGCUGUUUUUACUCCCUACACAAAGAAAGUGAAGAUACAGUGACAAUAGCAUCCCAUAUUUAACUGGAUGGCCAUCUUCACAGAACAGAGCAAGACGCUGAGGUGAACAGACUACAACAGAGAAGAAUUUCUGCUCCUUUCCCCCGAAUAAACUAAUAGUGUGCUUAAUCAUAUGGCUGUGGAGAAGACAGGAAAUCAACUCCAACAUGAGAUAGCAGACUUUCAAACCAGAUCCUUAAAACCACGAUAUCCAUUUCAACUUGGUUAGAAGAUAAAUGCAGAGGGAUGGAAUAAUUUACUAGCAUCACCAGUCUGUCUGACUUCUCAAUAUUGCUUAAUCACCCCAUCAAGCGGAUGCUUCUGUCCUUAAUAGUAGAGAGAAAAAUGUCAAGAACUAUAAUGUCAUGGUAGCUGAAAGCUUCCUAUCUUGGAAGAUUAUUUUUAUCCUUAGCUAUUAGGAGAUAGAUAAUAAACCUAUUCUUAUGGUUUGAA
This is a messenger RNA of Falco peregrinus (peregrine falcon), 7007 nucleotides long. RefSeq names its product glutamate rich 5 (gene ERICH5). Lineage: Eukaryota; Metazoa; Chordata; Aves; Falconiformes; Falconidae. The transcript has 4 exons. The record is from RefSeq and is a predicted model, not a curated record. Bases 262 to 894 code for a protein of 210 amino acids.